AUGACUAAUAAAAGCUCCAUACUUGUUCAGUAUGACCGAGUAAAGAUACAAGUCGUAGCUACGAAACCCUCGUUGGGGUUCUACAAUGCUGCAGAAAUAAAGCAAAAGCUGAGUGUCAAUUCUUGGAAGAGGAUAGCAGAUCCGAUUUUGCACAUUGAGCUACGUCGUUGGGCCGAUCUCGUCCUCAUUGCUCCCUGUUCUGCAAACACGCUCGCCAAACUAGCCGGUGGUCUAUGUGAUAAUCUGGCCACGUCGCUGCUGAGAGCGUUACCCCCUAUUGCGACUUUACCUUCUAUCCGUGAUUCGGAAGACACGUCCAAGCGGGGUAUGCAGGUGUGGGUGUUUCCGGCCAUGAACACUUUUAUGUACGAGCACCCGUUGACGGCCAUGCAUCUCAAAAUGGUUCAAGACGUGCUCAAAUACCGAGUCGAAGGUCCAAUAG
Acaulospora colombiana is the source of this 442-nucleotide messenger RNA. Lineage: Eukaryota; Fungi; Glomeromycota; Glomeromycetes; Diversisporales; Acaulosporaceae. The record is from the annotation of a GenBank genome assembly.